CAAUUAGUUUAAGAAAUUUGUUGGUUUUACGAGAGAUGAUGGCUUCCAAAGCGAUCGUUUGGAUAAGUUUUUUCUUAGUUGUGCUUCUUUUCAUUUCCUCAUCACAAGCCGCAGCAUCCAUUAAACCUCACGAUGCAGUUAAUAAUGCCAAAUACGGAGGUGGUGGCGGUGGAGGUGGUGGUGGUGGCGGAGGCGGUGGUGGCUACGGAGGGGGAGGUUCUGGCGGAGGUUAUGGUAAUGGCGGCGGAGGUUCUGGCGGAGGUUAUGGUAAUGGAGGCGGAGGCGGAGGUUAUGGUCAUGGAGGCGGAUACGGAGGCGGAAACGGAGGCGGAAACGGCGGCGGAUACGGUGGCGGCUUCGGUGGCGGCGGUGGCCACUGCCAUCAUGGCUGUUGUCGUUGCUGCACCUAUGCUGGUGAGAAGGCAGAUGUUCAACCUCACGCAAAGCCCUAAUUAAAUAAGUCGUGUCAUAAGUAAUUUAUUUUUCUUUUUUCUUUUGCCUUUUUUUUUCUCUGUGUUCAAAUUUCAAAACCACUUGUAACAGUAUAUUAUAAAAAUACUCCUAUGUACUAUUUCCUUGUGUAAUAACAUCUAAAAAUAAUAAAAUAUAUAUUUUUUUGAAUUUAA
Molecule: messenger RNA, 626 nt
Organism: Salvia miltiorrhiza (redroot sage)
Lineage: Eukaryota; Viridiplantae; Streptophyta; Magnoliopsida; Lamiales; Lamiaceae
Product: glycine-rich protein 5-like
Exons: 2
Coding region: 36-452 (138 amino acids)
Source: RefSeq, a predicted model, not a curated record